ACACAUUAAAUUUACAUUAAAUUUUUUUUAUUUCUUUUUUUAUUAGUUUUAAAUUUUUAAUAUUUUCCAUCAGUAUCAAUGUGAUCAUAAGAUGUAAUUAUCAAAUUUUGGAAUGUUUAAAUGGAAAAUAAAAUCUAUGUUCAAGCUUUACCUGAUGUAGUUCGAACUCAUGUUCCAUUAGCUGAAGAAAAUGGAAAUGAUGUUUUGUAUUAUCAUACCAAUGAAAUAAAUCAAAUUGUGAUCGUAUUUCCAGGAGAUGUUCAGGAUUUUAGAGACAAGAUGCAGGCCCAUAGAGAUAAUUAUGUAUGGAAGGACUUUAGCUUGGAGGACACAGCAAAAAUUGUUUAUGAUCAUUUUGAACUAGCUUUAGUUGUUGUUAUUCGAGCGAGUCGACUCCAUCUUAAUACCUUUGCAAGCUACAAGAAUUUUGUUGACGGAAAUUUAUUUGGAGUCCCAAAAUAUUCAAAUGAUUCCAUCAAAGCUAUAUCCAGGUUGCAUUUUGUGCUACAGGCUCUGUAUAAAGAAGUUGCUAAUGGAGAGCAUGAAUCGUUAUUAAAUAACUUACCCAUAACUCUUUUGGGUUUUAGCAAAGGCUGUGUUGUACUUAAUCAAAUGCUAUGCGAACUUCCUUUGUUAGAAAAAGACCAAACACUUGAUGUUUUUUUUUCAAGAAUGAGUGCUUUUCUCUGGUUAGACUCGGGUAACUGUGGGCAAUCAGGUGCGUACAUUGUUAACGAACUGUGUUUAAGUUAUGCUGCACGUAUGAUUCCAAAGAUAUAUGUAUACAGUACGCCAUACCAAAUAAAUGAUGACUCUAGGCCAUGGAUUUCUAUCGAAAGAGAAAAGUUCAUUCGAUUGAUGAAGAAAAAAAAGGCGUUUUUAAAAGAAGUAGUUUUGUUUUCUGACAUUCCUCGAUCUCUGGAAAAACAUUUUCUACUGCUAAAAGAAUUUUCUUUUACAGCCGUAUAAAAUCUUUAAUGUUUUUUUUAUUUUUAUAGGGCUUUUUUAGCGAUGUUAAAACUAAUAUUUAUUUGUAUCUGCAUUUAUUUUUUUUUACUUAUUGACAGGUUAAUAAAGAAACUUAAUAUUUGGCGCUUGCUGUAGUCUCCAGUAAUAUUUUUUUAUCUUGUUAUCUUGUUUGCUAUUCUUUUGCCAAAUUUCUGCGUUUUUAUUUUUAGUUUAUAUCUUUAAAAAAUUUUCCAGUUAAACUUAUAACAUGUUAUAUGACAGUAAAAAACAAAAAAUAAGUUUUCAGAUAUG
Molecule: messenger RNA, 1260 nt
Organism: Hydra vulgaris (swiftwater hydra)
Lineage: Eukaryota; Metazoa; Cnidaria; Hydrozoa; Anthoathecata; Hydridae
Product: mitochondrial protein C2orf69 homolog
Cellular component (GO): mitochondrion
Source: RefSeq, a predicted model, not a curated record